AGCGUGGUCUGGAAACUUUUCUCAUUCUGCGAGCACCGUCUUUACCUUGUUCGAUUUCUCAUUCUGAAAAUUUAAUUUCCACAGUUCUUGAAAGCUCUCACGGUUUCUGAUAAAAAUCGCGGAAUGAGGUAGCGAUUUUCGACUACUCUUCUCGAAGAUGUUGGAGGAUCAGGUGGCGAACCUCUUGCAGAGGUACCUCGGCAACUACGUGAGGGGGCUCAACAAGGAGGCCCUCAAGAUCAGCGUGUGGCAAGGUGAUGUCGAGCUAAAAAAUAUGCAGUUGAAGCCAGAGGCACUCAAUGCAUUAAAAUUGCCAGUGAAGGUUAAGGCAGGAUUUCUUGGAUCAGUGAAACUUAAGGUUCCAUGGAGCAAGCUUGGCCAGGAUCCAGUUUUAGUUUCUUUGGAUCGCAUUUUUCUAUUAGCUGAACCCGAAACCCAAGUUGAAGGAUUUAGCGAGGAUGCUGUGCAGGAAGCUAAGAAGAAUCGAGUGCGGGAAAUGGAAAUGAAGCUGUUGGAGAGGACGCAGCAACUAAAGUCAGAAAUGAAUACAUCAUGGUUGGGAUCCCUGAUCAGCACAAUAAUUGGAAAUUUGAAACUUUCAAUUUCAAAUAUUCACAUCAGAUAUGAGGAUCUUGAGAGCAAUCCUGGCCAUCCGUUUGCAGCAGGCAUAACCUUGGAAAGACUUUCAGCUAUGACAGUUGAUGAAAAUGGAAAGGAAACCUUUGUCACUGGGGGUGCUCUAGACCGUAUUCAGAAGUCUGUUCAACUUGAUCGGCUUGCACUUUAUCUGGAUUCUGAUAUUUCUCCAUGGCAAGUUAACAAGCCAUGGGAGGAUUUGCUUCCAUCAGAGUGGGUCCAGGUUUUUAGAUUUGGCACUAAAUAUGGUAAACCAGCAGAUGGAUUAAUAAAAAAGCACACUUACAUACUGGAACCUGUGUCUGGAAAUGCCAAGUACUCAAAACUACGGCCAAAUGAAUUUGCUGACAGUGGCCAGCCUUUACACAAAGCAGCAGUUAAUUUGGAUGAUGUGACUCUCUGUUUGCCAAAGGAUGGAUACAGGGAUGCACUAAAGUUAGCUGAUAAUUUUGCUGCAUUUAAUCAGCGCUUGAAGUAUGCUCAUUAUCGUCCGCAUGUCUCUGUGAAAUCUGAUCCUCGGUCUUGGUGGAAGUAUGCUUAUAGAGUCGUUUCUGACCAAAUGAAGAAGGCAAGUGGGAGAUUGUCAUGGGAUCAAGUUCUGAAGUACGCAAGCUUACGUAAAAGAUAUAUCUCGCUAUAUGCUUCACUGCUUAAAUCUGAUCCUAGUCGGGCAGUAGUUGAUGACAACCAAGACAUUGAGGAGCUAGAUCGUGGACUUGAUAUUGAACUCAUACUACAGUGGAGGAUGUUGGCUCACAAGUUUGUAGAGCAGUCAUUAGAGUCAGACCUUGACUUGAGGAAACAGAAAGCAAAGAAAUCUUGGUGGUCAAUAGGAUGGGGCAGUCAGUCUCAGAUAGAUGAGAGUGAGCCAUUUAGUUUCAGCGAGGAAGACUGGAAGCAGUUAAAUAACAUCAUUGGGUAUAAGGAAAGUGAUGAUAGGCUGUCGGUUGUAAUUAAUGACAAGGCGGAAGCUCUUCAGACUUCCUUGAGCAUUUGUAUGAAACAUAAUGCUACUAAGCUCAUUGAUGAGUCCCAGGAGUGUCUUGCUGAAUUAUCAUGUGAAGGCCUGGAUUGCUUUAUAAAGCUUUAUCCAGAGACAAAAGUUUUCAACGUAAAAUUGGGAUCAUAUAAGUUAUCAACACCGAAUGGUCUCCUUGCUGAGAGUGCAAGUGCGCAUGAUUCUUUAGUUGGCACAUUCUGUUUUAAGCCUUUUGAUGCAAAUGUGGACUGGAGCUUGGUUGCUAAAGCUUCUCCUUGUUAUGUGACUUAUCUAAAGGACGUUAUCGGUCAAAUUAUAAAAUUCUUCCGAAGUAAUACAGCUGUUAGUCAGACGAUAGCAUUGGAAACCGCAGCUGCAAUGCAGAUGACAAUCAAUGGAGUCAAGCGCACAGCUCAGCAACAAGUGAACAGAGCAUUGAAAGACCAUUCCAGGUUUUUGCUGGAUUUGGACAUUGCGGCUCCGAAGAUUACAAUUCCUACUGAUUUUUGUCCCGACAACACACAUCCAACAAAACUCAUGCUUGACUUGGGAAAUUUGGUUAUUGGAACCAAGGAUGACUAUGGAGGUGGAUCCCCGGAGGAGCUAGAUCUGUAUCUGCAGUUUAAUUUGGUUUUAAGAGAUGUAUCUGCUUUUCUGGUUGAUGGUGACUACUGUUGGAGCCAAUCUCCUUCAAACAAUUCUGCUGGUUGUGCUAAAUUAAAUGGUGUUAGUUUGUUGCCUUUAUUCGAUAAAUGUGGGGUAACUGUAAAGCUUCAACAGAUUAGAUUAGAGAGCCCAUCCUACCCUUCAACAAGAGUCGCUGUACGGCUACCAUCAUUAGGGUUCCACUUCUCUCCAGCUCGGUAUCAUCGAUUGAUGCAAAUUGCUAAGAUUUUUGAAGAGGAUAGUGAGGACUCGGAUCUCCUUUGCGCUUGGAAUGAGCCUGACUUCGAGGGGUGGUUGUCUCUUCUUGCUUGGAAGGGUCUCGGGAAUAGGGAAGCGGUGUGGCAGCGGCGCUACCUAUGCUUAGUUGGGCCUUUCCUUUAUGUACUUGAGAACCCUAGCUCUAAAUCGUACAAACAGUGUAUCAGCUUAAGUGGAAAACACAUAUAUCAAGUUCCCCCAGAGUCUGUUGGUGGUGCUGAUCUUGUGUUGGCUGUCUGUGAUGCUGCACGAGCGAAUAGCAAGGUUGUGGAGGAUGCAAAUGCACUAAUAGUGCAAUGUGAUUCUGAUGAUUCGAAGAAAAUUUGGCAGAGCCGGUUGAAGGGGGCUGUCUAUCGUGCAUCGGGUUCUGCUCCUGUAACUAGUCUAUCUGAAACUUCAUCUGAGUCCGAGGAUUCUAUAGUGAAGCUUAAUGACAAAGAUGAUGUGGUUGAUUUAUCGAAAAUGGAGAGAGCAUUUAUUACUGGUGUUCUUGAUGAACUAAAGGUCUGCUUCAGUUAUAGUUACCAGCACGACCAGAAUUUUAUGAAAGUGCUCCUAACUGAAGAAAGGCGUUUAUUUGAAUUUCGAGCAAUAGGUGGCCAGGUUGAGGUAUCGGUUAGAUCAAGUGACCUGUUCAUUGGAACUGUUUUAAAAUCUUUGGAGAUUGAAGACUUAGUUUCUGGCAAUAGCAUGUCUCAGCCUCGCUAUCUGGCAAGAUCGUUCAUCCGUAAUGCAGAAACACGUUUAACCUCUGGUGCCACAGAGAAUCAGAGUUUUGAUGGCAGUGAACUAACCCCGACUGAAGGAGAUGAAUUCUACGAGGCACCAGAAAAUUUGGUUGACCCUGAAAGUUUAUUGUUGAAAUCUCCUCGGUUUACUCGUAUUCCUGGUCUACUCCCGGUUAAUGAACUUGAAGAAAGUAAGGAGAACAUUGAACUCAAUGGUUCAUUGGAUAGUUUUGUGAAAGCUCAAAUAGUUAGAUAUGACCAAAGCUCUCCUCUAUACCAUAAUAUAGACAUGCAGGUCUCAGUCACCCUGACUACCCUAUCAUUUUUCUGUCGGCGACCAACAAUUCUUGCCAUCAUGGAAUUUGUUAAUUCUAUUAACAUUAAGGAUGAAAGCUGUGAAUCUUUCAGUGACAGUUCUUCGGCAGCUAUUGUGAAACAGGAACUCUCCAGAGAUGAUGCAGUUGGUAGUCCACGAUCAGUGACAAUCAAUGAUUCUUCAAUUAAAGGAUUGCUGGGGAAGGGAAAGUCCAGAGUGGUUUUUAAUAUAACAUUAAAUAUGGCUCGCGCUCAGAUUAUAUUAAUGAAUGAAGAUGAAACCAAACUUGCUACUUUGUCACAAGAUAAUUUGGUUACCGAUAUUAAGGUGUUCCCAUCCUCUUUUAGUAUUAAGGCAGCCCUUGGAAAUCUUAAAAUAAGUGAUGAGAGUCUUCCUAGCAGCCAUAUGUACUUCUGGGCAUGUGAUAUGAGAAAUCCAGGCGGCAGUUCAUUUGUUGAGUUGGUUUUUACUUCAUUUAACGUUGAUGAUGAAGACUACGAAGGCUAUGAGUAUAGCCUUUAUGGGCAGCUUUCAGAAGUACGCAUUGUUUAUUUGAAUCGAUUUAUCCAGGAGGUGGCUAGUUACUUCAUGGGUCUUGUUCCCAACAAUUCAAAAGGUGUCGUCAAGCUAAAAGAUCAAGUAACAAAUUCAGAAAAGAUGUUUACAACUAGUGACUUCGAAGGAUCACCUGCCCUAAAGUUGGAUGUCUCCCUUAGGAAGCCUAUUAUUUUGAUGCCUCGGAGAACUGACAGUCUUGACUACUUGAAGCUUGAUAUUGUUCAUAUUACUGUCCGAAACACUUUUAAAUGGUUUGGUGGAAGUAGAAGUGAAAUUAAUGCUGUUCAUAUGGAAGUAUUAACAGUUCAGGUUGAGGACAUCAAUCUAAAUGUUGGCACUAAAGGUGAGUUAGGUGAAAGCAUAAUUCAAGAUGUGAAUGGAGUUUCGGUUGUGAUUCAAAGGUCACUUCGAGACUUGUUGCAUCAAAUACCAAGUAUUGAGGUUAUAAUCAAGAUGGAGAAAUUGAAAGCAGCUUUGUCAAACAAGGAAUAUCAGAUUAUCACGGAUUGUGCACAGUCUAAUAUUUCUGAAACUCCACGUAUUAUACCCCCAUUGAACCAUAAUUCUAUGACAUCUUCAGUUGAUGUUGAAGAAGACAUCACUCCUCAGGAACCAGAUGGUAUUGAAUCCCAAAGUGCAAGUGGGGGAGCCUGGGUUAUGAUGAAAGUCUCUGUUGUUAUCGAUUUGGUUGAAUUGUGCUUACAUGCUGGUGUAGCAAGAGAUGCAUCUCUGGCCACUGUGCAGAUUAGCGGUGCAUGGUUGCUGUACAAGUCAAAUACACUAGGAGAAGGCUUCCUCUCAGCAACGCUAAAGGGUUUCACUGUGUUUGAUGAUCGUGAGGGUACUGAACCAGAGUUUAGGUUGGCAAUAGGAAAGCCUGAGUAUGUUGGUUCAUAUCCUCUAGAUUUUGUUGCUCAUGAUGACCAUCACAUCUCCGGUGCAAAUGUUACAAAAGGGAAUGAUGUCAAAUUAGUUCCUACAAUGCUCAUUCUUGAUGCAAAAUUUUGUCAGCUGUCAACAGUUGUUUCUUUGUGCAUCCAAAGGCCACAACUGCUCGUUGCACUUGAUUUUCUGCUGGGUGUUGUUGAGUUUUUUGUUCCUACCAUCGGCAAUGUGCAGUCAAAUGAAGAACUACAGAACUCUGUCCAUGGAAUUGAUGCAGUAAUUUUGGACCAAUCAACUUACAAGCAACCCUCUACCGAAUUCUCUCUUUCUCCUCUAAGACCUUUAAUAGUUGACGAUGAAAGGCAUGAUCAUUUUGUUUAUGAUGGCAAUGCUGGGACACUGUAUUUGAAAGAUAGGCAGGGAUUUAAUCUCUCAGGGCCUAGUACAGAGGCUAUAAUAUAUGUAGGAGAUGGGAAAAGAUUGCAAUUCAAAAAUGUUGUUAUCAUGAAUGGACUGUACUUAGAUUCAUGCAUUUCUAUGGGAACCAACAGUAGCUAUUCAGCUUUGAAGGAAGAUCAGGUCUACUUCGUGGGAGGGAAUGAAGUUCCUAAUUUGAAUUCCCCAACAGAAAGUGUCAAUAAUGUGCCAUCUCAAAGUAUUGCCGUCGACAGGUCGACAGAGUUUAUUAUUGAGUUGCAGUUGGUUGGCCCAGAGCUGACAUUCUAUAAUACGUCUGAAGAUGUUGGGGAAUCCCUUGUGCUCUCCAACCAACUUUUACAUGCACAGUUGGAUGGAUUCUGCAGGCUUGUUUUGAAGGGUGAUACCAUUGAGAUGAAUGCAAAUGUACUUGGUUUAACAAUGGAGAGUAAUGGAUUCACGAUUCUGGAGCCUUUUGACACCUCUGUGAAAUAUUCCAAUGCUUCUGGAAAGACCAAUAUUCAUCUAAGUGCUUCAGAUGUAUUUAUGAAUUUCUCAUUCAGCAUCCUUAGACUGUUUUUAGCUGUUGAAGAUGAUAUCUUGGCAUUUUUAAGGACAACAUCAAAGAAAAUGACAGUGGUCUGCUCACAGUUCGACAAAAUUGGAACAAUAAAAAAUCCCCACAAUGACCAAACAUAUGCCUUCUGGAGGCCUCAUGCACCUCCUGGUUUUGCUGUUCUUGGGGAUUAUCUGACACCAUUGGACAAGCCACCUACAAAAGCAGUUCUUGCUAUAAAUACCAAUUUUUCUAGAGUCAAGAAACCCAUAUCUUUUAAACUGAUUUGGCCACCUUUACCUUCCGAGGGCUCAUCUGUUCAUGGUGUAAAUGAUUCCGAUUCUUUACCAAAUGACAUCCUUUCUGACGGAGAUAGUUGUUCCAUUUGGUUUCCUGAAGCGCCUAAUGGAUAUGUUGCAUUGGGCUGUGUGGUUUCCCCAGGAAGAACACAUCCACCACUGUCAGCUGCUUUUUGUAUCUUGGCUUCUUUGGUUUCUUCUUGUUCCUUAAGGGAUUGCAUUGCAAUCAGCACCACAAAUCUAUAUCCGUCAAGUGUAGCAUUCUGGCGUGUGGAUAACUCUGUUGGCACCUUUUUGCCAGCAGAUCCUAGUACUUCUACUGUAAUGGGUACAGCAUAUGAUUUGCGUCACGUGAUAUUUGGAUUGCCAGAAGGAUCUGUAAAGUCAUCUAAUCAUUUGGAUGUGCAAGCUUCUUCUGCUCAGAGUCACAACCUCCAAUCAGAAGUAUCAUCAUCUGUAAAUUCUGCUCGGCGUUAUGAAGCUGUAGCUAGUUUCCGAUUGAUAUGGUGGAAUCAGAGCUCUAACUCAAGGAAGAAACUGUCCAUAUGGCGUCCAGUUGUCCCUCAUGGGAUGGUAUAUUUUGGUGAUAUUGCAGUCGAAGGGUAUGAGCCUCCAAAUAACUGCAUUGUUCUUCAUGAUACUGGAGACGAAGGGAUCUUCAAAGCCCCUCUUGAUUUCCAACUUGUUGGGCAAAUUAAGAAACAGAGGGGAAUGGAGAGUAUAUCUUUCUGGCUUCCUCAAGCUCCUCCAGGUUUUGUUGCUCUUGGUUGCAUAGCAUGUAAGGGAACACCAAAACAGAGUGAUUUCAGCUCAUUAAGAUGCAUGCGCAGUGAUAUGGUAGCUGGGGAUCAAUUUUUGGAAGAAAGUGUAUGGGAUACAUCUGAUGCCAAGCUUACAAGAGAUUCGUUUAGUAUAUGGGCAGUUGGCAAUGAGUUGGGGACCUUUAUAGUUCGUGGUGGAUUCAAGAAACCUCCAAGAAGGUUUGCUUUAAAGUUGGCUGACUCACAUGUACGAAGUGGCUCAGAUGAUACUGUAAUUGAUGCAGAAUUUAGAACUUUUUCUGCAGCACUUUUUGAUGACUACGGUGGCUUGAUGGUUCCAUUGUUUAAUGUCUCUUUAAGUGGAAUUGGGUUCAGUUUGCAUGGAAGAACAGAAUACUUAAAUUCUACUGUGAGCUUCUCUUUGGCUGCUAGAUCAUAUAACGAUAAGUAUGAAAUUUGGGAGCCUCUUGUUGAGCCAAUGGAUGGAUUCUUAAGGUAUCAAUAUGAUCCCAGUGCUCCAACUGCAGCUUCCCAGUUACGUCUUACCUCUACUAGGGAACUGAACUUGAACGUUUCUGUGUCUAAUGCUAAUAUGAUAAUUCAAGCUUAUGCAAGCUGGAACAGUCUCAUUCAUGUUAAUGAAUAUCAUAGAAAAAGAGAAGCAUCCUCUCCAACAGAUGGUGGAGUAUCUGUUAUUGACGUCCAUCACAGGAGAAAUUACUAUAUAAUUCCACAAAACAAACUUGGUCAGGAUAUCUAUAUUCGAGCUACUGAAUUAAGGGGACUUGCAAACAUAAUUAAGAUGCCAUCUGGGGAUAUGAGGCCUCUAAAAGUUCCUGUUUCCAAGAAUAUGUUGGACUCUCACUUGAAGGGAAAACUUUUCCGUAAAGUUAGAAGAAUGGUGACUCUUAUCAUAGUGGAUGGGCAGUUCCCACAGGGUAGAGGGUUGACAUCCCCCCAGUAUACCAUAGCAAUCCGCCUCAGUCCUGACCUGAGUCUCCCUAGUGAAUCACUGAGCCAUCAACAAAGUGCACGUACUUGUGGAAGUAGCUCGGAACACUUAUCUUCAGAGCUUGAGUUGGUCAAGUGGAAUGAAAUUUUUUUCUUUAAAGUUGAUGAUCCAGAUUACUACUCAGUGGAAUUAAUUGUCACGGAGCUGGGGAAAGGGGUCCCUCUUGGAUUCUUUUCAGCCCCUCUAAAGCAGAUUGUAGGGAAUAUCCAUGAUGAUUCAUACGCAUAUGAUAGUGUGAACAAAUGGACCUGGGUUGAAUUAUCCUCCCCAAAUUCUACGGGAAAUAACGGUGAAAAGUCGAGUGGUAGAAUCAGAUGUGCUGUGCUCUUGUCACCAAGAUCUGAAGCUGAGAUAAGUGAUCAAUCAGAUAACAGUAACAGAAAAUCUGGAUUUAUUCAGAUCAGUCCAAGCAGGGAAGGACCUUGGACUACUGUGAGGUUGAACUAUGCUGCACCAGCUGCCUGUUGGCGGUUAGGGAAUGAUGUUGUUGCUAGUGAAGUACAUGUGAAGGAUGGCAACCGAUAUGUCAAUAUUAGGUCUCUUGUUUCGGUACGUAACAGUACGGAUUUUGUGCUUGAUUUGUGCCUUGCAUCAAAAAUUUCCAUGGAAGAGACGACGUCAACAAAUAAUGAAGGUACCCCUGAAGGUUUACAAAUUCACAGCAAUAAACUUCGGACUGAUGAGUUCUUUGAAACUGAAAAAUACAGCCCAGGCACUGGCUGGAUUGGCUGCAUGGUUCAACCAAGCCAAGAUAUCUUCGAAAGUGGAGGAUCUCAUCAGGGAAUUCCUGCUGUUGAGUUACCACCAGGCUGGGAAUGGGUUGAUGAUUGGCAUUUGGAUAUGGCAUCUGUUAACACUGCUGACAGUUGUGUUUAUGCUCCAGAUGUUGAUAGUUUAAAACGGCCAGAGUCAUUUGAUCCCUUAAGGCAAAGGAGAUGGAUCAGGAAUAGAAAACAAAAUGUUACAAAUCAAGAAAUACAUAUUGGACUUUUGAAACCUGGAGAUACGAUAUCCCUUCCCCUAUCUGGGUUAGCACAACCUGGAAUGUAUGUCUUGCGUUUAAGGCCGUCCAAUCUCAGCAAUCCUAUUGAAUAUUCUUGGAGUUCAGUGGUGGAUGGGUCUGAAAAAGCAGAGGAUUCUAGUAAGUCAAAACUAUGUUCCGGGAUAAGUGUGUCAUCUCUCACUGAGUCAGAGGAACUGUUGUAUUGCACCCAGAUAAGUGGUACUUCUUCAAGUGUUCUGCAUAAGUUGUGGUUUUGUAUGAGUGUACAAGCAACAGAUAUUGCAAAAGACAUUCGUUCUGAUCCUAUCCAGGAUUGGAAUCUUGUAAUCAAGUCCCCGUUAUGCAUCUCCAAUUUUAUUCCACUUGCUGCGGAAUUUUCUGUUCUUGAGAUGCAAGAAAGUGGUAACUUUGUUGACUGCUCCAGAGGAGUGUUUUUUCCAGGAAAAACUGUCGAUGUUUAUAAUGCUGACAUAAGAAAGCCUUUGUUCUUUUCACUGCUUCCACAAAGAGGGUGGCUGCCCAUACAUGAGGCUGUUCUUUUAUCACAUCCUCAUGAAGUUCCGUCAAAAACCAUAAGUUUGAGAAGUUCGAUAUCUGGAAGGAUUGUUCAAAUCAUUCUUGAACAGAAUUCUAACCAAGAACGACCACUGCAGGCUAAGCUCGUUAGAGUCUAUGCUCCUUACUGGUAUUCAAUUGCUAGGUGUCCCCCUCUCACAUUUAGGCUUCUAGAUAUAAAAGGAAAGAAACAUACACGCAAGGUUGGUGGUCCACUUGAAUCUAAAAAGAACAAUGAAGCUAUCCUAGAGGAAAUAACUGAAGAGGAAAUAUAUGAAGGCCAUACAAUUGCUUCAGCUUUGACCUUUAAAAUGUUGGGCCUUGCGGUGUCCAUUGAUCAAUCUGGCACGGAGCAGUUUGGACCUGUUAAAGAUCUUUCUCCCCUUGGUGACAUGGAUGGGUCACUGGAUCUCUAUGCUUAUGAUGGUGAAGGCAAUUGCAUGAGUCUUUUUAUUACAACAAAACCAUGCCUAUAUCAAUCUGUUCCCACAAAGGUAAUUUCUGUGCGACCAUAUAUGACUUUUACCAACAGACUUGGUCAGGACAUAUAUAUUAAGUUGUGCAGUGAGGAUGAACCAAAGGUCCUUCGAGCAACUGAUUCAAGAGUCUCAUUUGUACAUCGUAAAUCAGACGGACCUGAUAAACUUCAGGUUCGAUUAGAAGACACCGACUGGUCUUUUCCUGUUCAAAUUGUAAAGGAGGACACCAUAUCUCUUGUUUUGAGGAAGCAUCCUGGUACUAGGACAUUUUUGAGAACAGAAAUUCGGGGCUAUGAAGAAGGCUCACGUUUCAUCGUUGUGUUCCGCCUUGGAUCAACCAAUGGUCCUAUCAGAAUCGAGAACAGAACAGACAGCAAAACAAUUAGCAUUCGUCAAUCGGGUUUUGGUGAAGAUGCCUGGAUUACCAUAGCACCUCUUUUGACAACAAAUUUUUCAUGGGAGGAUCCUUAUGGCCAAAAAUUCAUACAAGCUAAGGUUGACAGUGAGCUCGAAAUUGGACCUUGGGAACUCGAUUUGGAAAGGACUGGGAUAUGUUAUGCAGAGGAGGGACUUGGAUUACAAUUUCAUGUUAUAGAAACCAGUGAUAUCAAGGUAGCAAGGUUCACAAACGCCACAACUUCAGGGACAAGUUCACAUCAGCAACUUGCUGGAAAUUGGGGGCAUUCCCACAUGCCAAACACCAUUCAAAAUAAUGGUGCCACACCUGUUGAGCUUAUAAUUGAGUUUGGAGUUGUAGGGGUCUCUAUUAUAGACCAUAGACCAAAAGAGGUGUCCUACUUGUAUUUUGAGAGAGUCUUCGUAUCAUAUUCAACUGGUUAUGAUGGUGGGACAACGGCCAGGUUCAAGCUCAUAUUGGGCCAUCUGCAGUUGGACAACCAGCUUCCUCUAACAUUGAUGCCAGUAUUGUUGGCUCCUGAAAUGAACUCUGCCUUGCAUCAUCCAGUGUUCAAGAUGACAAUAACAAUGCGUAAUGAAAAUAUUGAUGGUAUCCAGGUGUACCCUUAUGUUUAUAUACGGGUAACCGAGAAGUGUUGGAGGCUUAAUAUUCAUGAACCAAUAAUUUGGGCAUUGGUGGAUUUCUACAAUAAUCUACAGUUAGAUCGUGUACCUAAAAGUUCUAGUGUCACAGAAGUUGAUCCUGAAUUACGCAUUGACCUAAUAGAUGUUUCAGAAGUUAGGCUGAAGGUCGCAUUGGAAACAGCGCCGGCUGAAAGACCUCAUGGGGUUCUAGGGGUGUGGAGUCCAAUACUAUCAGCUGUCGGAAAUGCGUUCAAGAUUCAGGUGCAUCUUAGAAGGGUGAUGCAUCGAGACAGAUUCAUGCGGAAGAGUUCCAUUGUUUCUGCCAUUGGUAACCGUAUUUGGAGAGAUCUGAUCCAUAAUCCUUUACAUUUGAUAUUUGCGGUUGAUGUACUUGGUAUGACAAGUUCAACUUUGGCAUCUCUUAGUAAAGGGUUUGCAGAGUUGUCAACUGAUGGACAAUUUAUGCAACUACGUUCGAAGCAGGUAUCAUCAAGGAGAAUAACUGGGGUGGGUGAUGGAAUUAUGCAAGGUACAGAAGCACUUGUGCAAGGUGUUGCUUUUGGGGUGUCUGGAGUAGUGAAAAAACCUGUAGAGAGUGCUAGACAGAAUGGGUUUUUAGGACUUGUUCAUGGGCUUGGACGUGCUUUCGUGGGAGUGAUAGUGCAACCAGUCAGUGGGGCAUUGGACUUCUUCUCAUUGACUGUUGAUGGAAUUGGAGCAAGUUGUUCCAAAUGCUUAGAGGUUUUUAAUAGCAAAACAACCUUCCAGAGAAUUAGAAAUCCCCGAGCUUUCCGGGCCGAUGCUGUACUCAGAGAGUAUUGUGAGAGAGAAGCUGUUGGGCAGAUGAUUUUAUACCUUGCAGAAGCACAUCGGCAUUUUGGUUGUACUGAAAUAUUCAAGGAGCCCUCAAAGUUUGCUUGGUCUGAUUAUUAUGAAGAUCAUUUUGUUGUGCCUUACCAACGAAUUGUUUUAGUGACCAAUAAGCGAGUCAUGCUGCUUCAGUGUUUGGCUCCAGACAAAAUGGAUAAGAAACCUUGCAAGAUCAUGUGGGAUGUACCUUGGGAAGAGCUUAUGGCCGUGGAGUUGGCAAAAGCAGGCUGCAAUCAGCCAUCUCACUUGAUCCUCCACCUCAAAAAUUUUAGGAGAUCAGAAAAUUUUGUACGGGUUAUAAAGUGCAGUGUUGAAGAAGAAACUGAGAGACGAGAACCCCAAGCUGUUAAGAUCUGUUCUGUAGUACGCAAGAUGUGGAAAGCAUAUCAGUCUGACAUGAAAAGCAUAAUUCUGAAGGUUCCAUCAAGCCAGCGACAUGUGUACUUUUCCUGGUCUGAAGCUGAUGGGAGAGAAUAUCGUUUACCGAACAAGGCCAUUACCAGGCUGAGAGAGCUCCCAUCAGACGGUUCUGCAUUGGAUGGUAGGAGAUUUGUUAAACACAGUAUUAACUUUUCUAAGAUUUGGAGCAGUGAACAAGAAUCCAGAGGCCGAUGCACAUUGUGCAGAAAGCAGGUUUCGGGAGAUGGUGGAAUCUGUAGCAUUUGGAGACCCAUUUGUCCAGACGGGUAUGUCUCCAUUGGUGAUAUUGCUCACAUUGGCAGCCAUCCUCCAAACGUUGCCGCAGUUUACCGUAAGAUUGCCAGAUUGUUUGCACCUCCAGUUGGUUAUGACCUGGUAUGGAGGAACUGCAUGGAUGACUACACAACACCGAUAUCGAUUUGGUAUCCUCGGGCUCCAGAGGGAUAUGUAUCUCCUGGAUGCAUUGCGGUGGCUAGAUUUGUUGAACCUGAACUUGAUGUAGUGUACUGCAUAGCUGAAUCACUUGCUGAAGAGACGGAAUUUGAAGAGCAGAAGGUUUGGUCGGCUCCAGAUUCUUACCCGUGGGCGUGCCACAUUUAUCAAGUCCACAGCGAUGCUCUUCACUUUGUGGCUCUAAGACAAGCUAAGGAAGAAUCUGACUGGAAACCUAUGAGGGUUCUUGAUGAUCCUCAGCCUCUAUUGGACUCACUAGAAGAGACCUGAAAUGUGGGUUUAUAUUGUAAGGCCUUUCCAAAUUUUGCUAGUUAAAUUUCAACCAAAAAGAAAAGAAAAAAAAAGGGCUUGAUCAUAUGUCAAAUUCUGAGUGUAUAGUACUGUAUAGCAUGUCUUCUCUCUUGUUAUGGAUUUUUAUGCAAUUUGCAUCUGAUAGUUGAGGCAGCUUGUAUCACUAUGAUGUCUCUCUAUAAUCCAUUAGAAGAGUUAUUAGAGGGAGAAAGUUCUGUCAGUGUAAAAACCACAAGAGCAAAUACAAUUCCUUCCAAUAUUCAGUAAUACUUUUCUUGAUUA
Messenger RNA from Prunus avium (sweet cherry), 13465 nucleotides. RefSeq names its product pleckstrin homology (PH) domain-containing protein. NCBI's taxonomy places the organism in Eukaryota, Viridiplantae, Streptophyta, Magnoliopsida, Rosales, Rosaceae. The record is from RefSeq and is a predicted model, not a curated record. Gene Ontology annotation, biological process: protein targeting to vacuole; protein retention in Golgi apparatus.